Molecule: messenger RNA, 2664 nt
Organism: Gallus gallus (chicken)
Lineage: Eukaryota; Metazoa; Chordata; Aves; Galliformes; Phasianidae
Gene: SPATA5L1
Product: spermatogenesis associated 5 like 1
Exons: 8
Coding region: 13-2517 (834 amino acids)
Molecular function (GO): ATP binding; ATP hydrolysis activity
Source: RefSeq, a predicted model, not a curated record
UAGAUUUCACAGAUGAUGGCUUUACCUCGCAUCCUAGCAGCUUUUUGCGGCACUGUGAAGGUAAGCCCGGGCAGGGCCCACGGGAAGGAGGCGGCUCCCAACUCCUCCGCGGGGGCGGGAACGUGUGAGGGGAGGCGGAGUCCCACCGCGCGCUCGUGCUCCGCUGCGGCGCAUGCGCGGGAAACGCUGUGGCAGUGCCUUCCGCGGGGCUUGGCGGCGUGCCGCCGGCUGUGGGUGAGUAAGGAGCGGGCCGCCAUGGAGCCGGCGCCCCUCAAGCUGCUCCCUCCGGACCCCGGGGAUGAGGGCACGCAGCGGUGCAGGCUGGGCCCUGCCGCCCUCUCUUCGCUGGGGGUCAGGCUGGGCGCUCCGCUGCGGAUCUCCCUGCCCGCCGGGUGCUGUCUGUGCACGGCGUGGCCGCGGCCGGACCUGGCUGACGGGUACGUGCAGGCGGACCCGGCCUGUAGCACCGGGCUGACGGCGGCGGAGCUGCGCGGGCUGACGCUGAGUCCCGGCCUCCUGCAGCCGCUGUCCUCCCGCCGCCUGCGGGGAGCGGCCGUGCGCGCAGUGCUGCGGGGCGGCGCGCCCAGGCGGGCCGCGGGGCUGCAGGAGGCGGUCCGGGACCUGCUGACCAACGUCUACGUUUCCCCUCACUACGUUGUUACCGUUGGCCCUAAUGUCCGCGCUCCCGUGCUGCACGUUGAAAUCCUCUCCGUAGACCCCGUGACAGAGGAAGCCGGACUGAUAACCCCUCAGACGAGCGUAACGAUUAAAGAGGUGAUCACGUUAGAACGGUACAGGCUUUUAACGGAAGACACGGCAAAAAUUCCCGUGGCGGGGCUGGACGAUGUGGGAGAGUCUCUGAAGGAAAUGGUCGACCUGCCGUUCCGUUUCCCACGGACGUUUAAGAAGCUGGGGCUCUCCGUCCCCAAUGGGGUGCUGCUGGUCGGCCCUCCGGGAGUGGGGAAAACGCUGCUGGUGAAGGCAGUGGCAAGAGAGGCGGGUGCGUAUCUGCUGUGCAUCAGCGGCCCUGCGCUGUACGGCUCCAGGCCAGGGGAAAGCGAAGAGAAUUUGCGAAGCGUCUUUGAAAAGGGCAGGGAAAUGUCCUGUGAGGGCCCGACUGUUCUGUUUAUUGAUGAGAUCGAUGCUCUGUGCCCAAAGCGAGGGAGCUCUAACAGUGCUCCUGAGGAUCGCCUUGUUGCUCAGUUGCUAACACUGCUGGAUGGUGUUGGUCGUAAGGAUAGGAUGGUCGUCGUGGCAGCGACAAACAGGCCUGACGCCUUGGAUCCUGCACUGAGAAGACCGGGCAGGUUUGACAGAGAAGUUAUUAUUGGGACACCAACGCUUACACAGAGGAGAUCCAUCCUGCAGAUGCUCACCUGUAGUAUGCCCAUUUCUACGGACAUUGAUUUGGUUAAACUGGCAGAAAUGACAACUGGGUAUGUUGGAGCUGACCUUACAGCGCUCUGCAGAGAAGCUGCUAUGCAGGCUGUGUUCCACAGCUCUUUGGAUUCAGCUGAAGUGCUGAUUAACAUGGCAGAUUUCCAAGAAGCUUUUAAAAAAAUUCAGCCAUCCUCUUUUCGAAGUGCAAUUGGACUCAAAGAGUGUAAACCCAUCACUUGGGAGCAGAUUGGUGGUCUUGAAGAUGUGAAGUUGAAGUUAAAACAGAGUGUGGAGUGGCCCAUGAAAUUUCCUCAGGCAUUUGCAAGGAUGGGCCUGGCUCGUCCAAAGGGUGUUCUUCUCUAUGGACCAUCAGGGUGUGCGAAAACCACACUGGUGAAGGCUGUGGCCACCAGUUGUCACUGUUCCUUUCUCUCUGUAAGUGGUGCUGAACUAUUCUCACCUUACGUUGGAGAUUCAGAGAAGAUUUUAUCUCAGGUGUUUCGCCAAGCGAGAGCAAAUACUCCAGCAAUAAUAUUCCUGGAUGAAAUUGAUUCUAUCCUGGGAUCUCGGUCGCACAGUAAAAGUGGCCAUGGUGUCUCAGAGCGGGUGCUGUCUGUUCUUCUCAAUGAGCUGGAUGGUGUUGGGCUGAAAGUCACAGAAAGAAGAGGAAAUAAACUACAGCUUGAAGGGAGAUGUGAAGAACUAAGUGAUGAGGAAAGACAGCUGGAGUUUCAGGAGACUUUGAGCAGAGAUUUCAUGGUAGUUGCUGCAACAAAUAGACCAGAUAUGCUGGAUGAUGCCUUACUGCGCCCUGGAAGAUUAGACAGAGUGAUCUAUGUUCCACCUCCAGAUCUAAAGGGAAGGCUUUCCAUUUUGAAAAUCUGCACAGAAAAAAUUCCAUUAGAUACUGAUGUGUCACUGCAAGAUAUAGCAGCCCUAACAGACCUCUUCUCUGGAGCUGACAUUGAGAAUCUGUGCAAGGAGGCUGCUUUGCUGGCAUUGCAGGAGAAUGGACUUGAAGCGACUGCUGUAAAACAUGGACAUUUUGUGAAAUCCCUGGAGACUGUAAAGCCAUCUUUAAGCAUGAAAGACUUGGAAUUUUAUGAGAAAAUCUAUAGUCAAGAAUUAACCACUUGAGUCAUAAAGGGAUCAUGCGCCCUGAGUGCUACUUAAUAUAUCACAGGGAAAGAUUUGCAGUCUCUUAUGUCUUUUCUGCUUUUUCAUACUGUAUUUAUUGCCAUUUGCAGUUUGUAUGCAAUACAGUAAAAGUUGACUUUUGAAAGA